Molecule: messenger RNA, 1728 nt
Organism: Medicago truncatula (barrel medic)
Lineage: Eukaryota; Viridiplantae; Streptophyta; Magnoliopsida; Fabales; Fabaceae
Exons: 1
Coding region: 133-1497 (454 amino acids)
Source: RefSeq, a predicted model, not a curated record
UGACUUCACUCUCUCACCCAAAAUUAGACCGUUACACAAAAGCACUUAUUUUCACUUUACACGAACAAAACACACUCUCAAAAACCUUAACUUUCACAAUUUCAACAUUUGAUCAUAAAAAAACCAAACAUCAUGUCAAAAACAAACCCAAUUCUUGAACCUCUACUUCAUGUCCUUGAUCCAAUUCCAUUGAUCCUUAACCAAAAUUCAAAUUCAAACCAACCUUGUCCUCUUAGACUUUCUUCUUUAGAAGAUAGUUUUGUUAUGGAGAGAGGGAGGAAUUACAAUGCUUAUGCUGAAUUGAGGGAAAAGAGGUUGCAGUUAAGGUGUUUGAUGAAUGUUCAAGAUGAGAGUUUUGAGAUUGAAAGUGAAAAACUUGUUGACCCAGAAAGGAAUUUGGUUGAGUUUGAUGGUGAUUUAGGUUAUGGGAGAAAUGGGUUGUUGGAAAAAGAAGAAUUUUUUGAGAUUGAAUCAGAGAAAGUUUUGGCCCCAUCAAGGAAAAAUGUUAACUUUGAAGGUGGAUUUGGUUAUGAGAGAAAAGGAUCAUUGGAAAAUGAUGAGAGUUUUGAGAUUGAAUUUCAGAAACUUGUUUCUUGUGGGAGAAAUGGGUCUUUGGAAAAAGAAGAAUUUUUUGAGAUGGAACCACCAAAAUUUGCAGCCAGAACAAAGAAAGAGGCUAAGUUUGAAGGUGAUUUGGGUUAUGGGAGAAAAGGGUCAUUGGAAAAAGACGAAAAUUUUGAUAUGGAACUGCAAAAACUUGUAGACUCAGCAAAGAAAAAAGUUAACUUUCAAGGUGGUUUUGCUUAUGGGAGAAAAGGGUUGGUGGAACAAGAUGAAUAUUUUGAGAUUGAAGCACAAAAAUUUGCAACCAAAACAAGGAAAGAGGUUGAUUUUCAUGGUGGAUUUGCUUAUGGGAGAAAAGGGUCACUGGAACAAGAAGAAAAUUUGGUGAUUGAACCACAUAAAUUUGUAGCCUCAACAAGGAAAGAGGUUAGGUUUCAAGGUGGAUUUUCUUAUGGGAGAAAAGGUUCUAUGGAACAAGAAUAUUUUGAGAUUGAACCACAAAAACUUGCAACCAAAGCAAGAAAAGAUGUUAAGUUUCAAGGUGGAUUGGUUAGUGGCAGAAAAGGGUCUUCUGUUGUUGGUCAAUCUGUGCCUGAUUUUUCUGCUGUAUUGAGGAAAGAGAAUAGGAAGCCAUUGAAUUAUUUGCCUGCAGUGAUGGAGAUAAUGACACCACCUUCCAAGAGUAGUUUUUCUAAGGAUAAUGAUAGAAUGAUGUCAAACUCAAGAGGGAGUAAGUCAGAGAGUGCAGGGGAGAAGAAUAAGAAGAAAACGGUUGGCGGUGGCGGUGUUUUGAUGGGAAGGAAGAGUUAUGCUUGCAUUGAUGAGCUUAGGAGUUUGUCUUCUGCUACUGCUACUGCCAUCAAUGGUGAAGGAAGAGCAGGAAGGAACAGUAGAGUUUUGAGGAAGUCUGUUUCAGCACACAGACAGUUUUGAAUGCUAGGUUCCUUAAAGUUUCAAUAUUUUUUUCAUUGUUUGUUGAAUUUGUUGAUUUGAGAGGCUGUGUUGAUUGUUCUGAUAUUUCUCUUUUGUUUUUCGAUAUUCAUUCUGUUGGAUCUUUGAAUUGCUUUUGAUGGUUUUACAGUAUCGUAUUCUGUAAAGAUUUGAUGUAAGUACGAGUGUUAAUUGCUAUACCACAAAUAUUAUAGGAAAAAUACAUAGUUAUCA